UUAAGCACCGAUUUGGGCGGAUUUAUUCCUGGUCAAUUUUUGGCAGAUUGCAAAGGGGUACCAUCACCGAUUUUGGUCGAUUUUUCCGAAAUGCCAUUUUCUUUCGAUUCUGGAGGCUACAGAUCACGAAAUCAGGCCGAGGCUAUUCUCCACCAAUAAUAAAGUCUAUUGAUCCAAUUCUACACGGAUGAUAAGUCCAUUAAACACCGAUUUGGGCCAAUUUAUUUUCGGAUGGCAUUUUUGUAAUUUUGUGGCCGUCGAGAGGCCAUUUUCUUUGGAUGUUGAAGGCUACAGAUCACGGAUUCGGCCUGAGACUAUUCUUCAACGAUCACUAAGUCCAUUAAGCACCGAUUUGGGCGGAUUUAUUUCGGGUCAAAUUUCGGCAGAUUGCAAAGUGGUACCAUCAUUGAUUUUAGGCGAUUUUUCCGAAAUGCCAUUUUCUUUCGAUUCUGGAGCCUACAGAUCACGGAAUCAGGCCUAGGGUAUUAUCCAACAAUAAUGAAAUCUAGUGAUCCUAUUCUCCACGGAUGAUAAGUCCAUUAAGCACCGAUUUGGGUCAAUUUAUUUUCGGAUGGCGUUUUCGUAAUUUUGUGGGCGUUGAAAAGCCAUUUUCUUUGGAUAUUGAAGGCUACAGAUCACGGAUUCGCCCUGAGACUAUACUUCAAUGAUGAUUAAGUCCAUUAAGCACCGAUUUGGGCGGAUUUAUUCCUUGUCAAUUUUUGGCAGAUUGCAAAGGGGUACCAUCACAUAUUAUGGGCGAUUUUUCCGAAAUGUCAUUUUCUUUCGAUUCUGGAGGCUACAGAUCACGAAAUCAGGCCGAGGCUAUUCUCCACCGAUAAUGAAGUCUACUAAUCCUAUUCUCCACGGAUGAUAAGUCCAUUAAGCACCGAUUUGCGCCAAUUUAUUUUCGGAUGGCAUUUUUGUAAUUUUGUGGGCGUCGAAAGGCCAUUUUAUUUGGAUUUUGAAGGCUACAUAUCACGGAUUCGGCCUGAGACUAUUCUUCAACGAUGAUUAAGUCCAUUAAGCACCGAUUUGGGGGAUUUAUUGCGAUCAAUUUUUGGCGGAUUGCAAAGGGGUACCAUCAAAGAUUUUGGGCGAUUUUUCCGAAAUGUCAUUUUCUUUCGAUUCUUGAGGUUACAGAUCACGGAAUCAGGCCGAGGCUAUUCUCCAUCGAUAAUGAAGUCUAUUGAUCCUAUUCUCCAUUGAUGAUAAGUCCAUUAAACACCGAUUUUGGCCAAUUUAUUUUCGGAUGGUAUUUUCGUAAUUUUGUGGGCGUCGAAAGGCCAUUUUCGUAAUUUUGUGGACGUCGAAAGAUCAUUUUCUUUGGAUUUUGAAGGCUAAGGGGCACGGAUUCGGCCUGAGACUAUUCUUCAACGAUGAUUAAGUCCAUUAAGCUCCGAUUUGGGCGGAUUUAUUCAGGGUCAAUUUUUGGCAGAUUGCAAAGGGAUAUCAUCACAAAUUUUGGGCGAUUUUUUCGAAAUGCCAUUUUCUUUCGAUUCUGGAGGCUACAGAUCACGGAAUCGGGCCCAGGCUAUUCUCCACCAAUAAUGAAGUCUAUUGAUCCUAUUCUCCAUGGAUGAUAAGUCCAUAAAGCACCGAUUUGGGCCAAUUUAUUUUUGAAUGGCAUUUUCGUAAUUUUGUGGCCGUCGAAAGGCCAUUUUCUUUGCAUUUUGAAGGCUACAGAUCACGUAUUCGGCCUGAGACUAUUCUUCAAUGAUGAUUAAGUCCAUUAAGCACCGAUUUGAGAGAAUUUAUUCCGGGUCAAUUUUUGGCGGAUUGCAAAGGGGUACGUACCAUCAAAGAUUUUGGGCGAUUUUUCAGAAAUGUCAUUUUCUUUCGAUUCUGGAGGCUACAGAUCACGGAAACAGGCCGAGGCUAUUCUCCAUCGAUAAUGAAGUCUAUUUAUCCUAUUCUCCAUGGAUGAUAAGUCCAUUAAACAUCGAUUUUGGCCAAUUUGUUUUCGGAUGACAUUUUUCGUAAUUUUGUGGGCGUCGAAAGGCCAUUUUCUUUGGAUUUUGAAGGCUACAGAUCACGGAUUCGACAUGAGACUAUUCUUCAACGAUGAUUAAGUCCAUUAAGCAUAGAUUUGAGCGGAAUUAUUCCGGGUCAAUUUUUGGAAGAUUGCAAAGGGCGAUUUCGGGCGAUUUUCUUAAAUGCCAUUUUAUUUCUAUUCUAGAGUCUACAUAUCACAGAAUCGGGCCGAGGCUAUUCUCCAACGAUAAUGAAGUCUAUUGAUCAUAUUCUCCACGGAUGAUAAGUACAUUAAACACCAAUUUGGGCCAAUUUAACAUCGAUUUUGGCCAAUUUAUUUUCGGAUGACAUUUUUCGUAAUUUUGUGGGCGUCGAAAGGCCAUUUUCUUUGGAUUUUGAAGGCUACAGAUCACGGAUUCGACAUGAGACUAUUCUUCAACGAUGAUUAAGUCCAUUAAGCAUAGAUUUGAGCGGAAUUAUUCCGGGUCAAUUUUUGGAAGAUUGCAAAGGGCGAUUUUGGGCGAUUUUCUUAAAUGCCAUUUUAUUUCUAUUCUAGAGUCUACAGAUCACAGAAUCGGGCCGAGGCUAUUCUCCAACGAUAAUGAAGUCUAUUGAUCAUAUUCUCCACGGAUGAUAAGUACAUUAAACACCAAUUUGGGCCAAUUUAUUUUCGGAUGGCAUUUUCGUAAUUUUGUAGGCGUCGAAAGACCAUUUUCUUUGCAUUUUGAAGGCUACAGAUCACAGAUUUGGCCUGAGACUAUUCUUCAAUGAUGAUUAAGUCCAUUAAGCACCGAUUUGGGCGGAUUUAUUCUGGGUCAAUUUUUGGCAUAUUGCAAAUGGGUACCAUCACAGAUUUUGGGCGAUUUUUCUGAAAUGCCAUUUUAUUUCGAUUCUGGAUGCUACAGAUCACGGAAUCGGGCCCAGGCUAUUCUCCACCAUUAAUGAAGUCUAUUGAUCCUAUUCUCCAUGGAUGAUAAGGCCAUUAAGCACCGAUUUGGGCCAAAAAAUUUUCGAAUGCCAUUUUUUGUAAUUUUGUGGCCGUCGAAAGGCCAUUUUCUUUGGAUUUUGAAGGCUACAGAUCACGGAUUCGUCCCGAGACUAUUCUUCAACGAUGAUUAAGCCCAUUAAGUACUGAUUUGGGCGGAUUUAUUCCGUGUCAAUUUUUUGCAGAUUGCAAAGGGGUACCAUCACAGAUUUUGAAACACCCUAACCCGGCAUGGACUACUUUUACUAAAAUGCCCCCAAUAAAUAAAAUACUCAAAUCUUAAAUUGCAGCGGGAAAAUUUUUCAUAAAUAAAAUACUGAACACACAAACUUGUAGUUCAAAGCAACGCCCUAAGACAUGGGCAAACUCAGUACUUAAAAUCUCAAAAUGAUCUCUAGUCUAUACUCAUAACCAUAAAUGUAAAUAACUAAUAACUCUAAUGUUGUUGCUACUGGAAACCUUGACUAAGCAUCCUCCGUGACGCUUAUACUGCUCUCCACUAGCUGGCUACCCUCGAACUCGCUGUUCACUAACUGCUCCUCUAGCUCCUCUAGCUCUUCAAACUGGUGAGUGAGAUGGGGUCAGUGUACGGCCUUACGUUUAACAUCUUAUUAAUACUUGAUCACUUAGUGGAAGUUGUUUUGUACUUCCACUAUUAAAAAUCUUAACUCUUAAAACUGUAUCCUUAAAGCUCAAAUCUCCACUUAAAAUUCUUGACUGACACGGGGAUCCCUCACUAGCUAGUCUGGUUGCCAACUCAUACGUAUGAGAAGCCCUCCAGGCUUUCCUUAAACUUAAACUUAUCGUGGAAGGCUCUUCUUCCACGAUUCUCAAGAGCAUAAUUGUUGCUCAUCUUAAAAAUCUCAAGAGCAUAACUGCUGCUCACUUAAAUAUCUCAAGAGCAUAACUGCUGCUCUAUAUGAAAAUCUCAAAUGGCAACGAACUAGCGCUAGCGACUAAAAAUUCUUAAAACGGUUUCACCUUCUUGAAGGCAAAGUACUUCUUAAAAGAAAGCGUGUUCUUAAACUUCAACUUACUUAUAAAUAAAACAUGCAUUAUAAUAUGUAUAACUGGAAGGUAAUUUUCUUUGGAUUCUAAAGGCCAUUUUCUAAACUACUAAUCUUCUUUAUGUUUGUGGAGAAAUGUCUAGUUUUUCCUUUCUAAUUGUGUAGAAUGAAGUUGAUAUUAUCAAGUGGAGAGUGAAGAAACUUAAUUGACAAGGAGUAAGAAGUUUUCAAUUAAUCAUGUUGUUUAUGGAUAAUUUGUGAUUUGCUUCAAUUUUCUUGAGUUUUCUAGAUUGGUGUUGAACAAUUUGUAUAGUUAAUUUGUGAUUUGCUUGAAGUUUCUAGAAUGGUGUUUUACAUAUGGAUAAUUUGUAUUGAGAUAUUGAUAUUUGACUUUUAUUUUGAUAGGAACUUGUUAUUGUAAAUUUGUUUAUCACAAAAACCCAUGUGUACCCAGCGAGUUGGGUUGGAUUUGAGUUUUUCAAACCCAGUGAAUUUUAUCCCAAUUUUUUUUUAACGAAUAAAUCCAUAAAUUUGGGUUUGGGUUUGGGUUUGACCCAACCCGACCUAUUGCCAAACGUUGCUUUCCCACCGACAGAAGAGAACGAAAGACGCAGAGAGAGGCAGAGACGGUGCAACGUCUUCCUCACUCACUCCUCCCCCGGAUCCAGUCCCAGAAGUUCUGGUUUAAUUAAUUAAUUUUUCUCUCUUAAUUUUCUUUUUUACAAAAAAAAAUAAUAAUUUUAUUUCGAUCUCCUUCCUUAGUAGUUAGUUGACCCUCUUGUCUCUCUCUAAUCCUCCGUCUUUUAUAUUUUUUUAUUGUAUGCUAUCGACUAUCGAGUCACCAUAACAACAGAAAAACAAAUCCCUCGUACUCCUCCCUCUCGUCCCCCUCUCUAUAUCUCACCCGGCCUCUCCAGAUCUACGAACCCGCCACCGUCUCUCUUUCUUCUCUGAAUCUCGUCGAAGGGAGAGCUCUCCGUCUCUUCUUCAAUGGCGCCUGCAGGAGGAAGAUGCAGAAGAUCGUCUUCUCCAUUCGCCGCCCCGAUCUCCACUCUCCUCCUUCUCUUGCUUCUCGUCCAUGGCGCUCGCUCUUUCUACCUCCCCGGUGUCGCUCCCGAGGAUUUCACCAAGGGAGAUGAGUUGAGAGUGAAGGUGAACAAGCUGACCUCUACAAAGACGCAGCUUCCUUACUCCUUCUAUUCUCUGCCCUUCUGCCGGCCAGCAAAGAUCGUGGACAGUGCAGAGAAUCUCGGUGAAGUUCUUCGUGGGGAUCGAAUUGAGAACUCUCCCUAUGUGUUUAAAAUGAGGGAACCCAAAAUGUGCAAUGUUCUUUGCCGGGUUAAUCUUGAUACCAAGACUGCUAAGGAGUUUAAGGAGAAGAUCGAUGAUGAAUACAGGGUCAACAUGAUCCUCGAUAAUCUGCCUCUUGUAGUUGCAAUAAGGAGGCUGGAUCAGGAGUCCCCUACUAUCUUUCAGCUUGGUUACCAUGUUGGAUUCAAAGGCCAAUAUAGCGGGAGCAAAGAGGAAAAAUAUUUCAUUCACAACCACUUGGCAUUCACUGUCAAGUUUCACAGGGAUCUGCAAACUGACGCUGCAAGAAUUGUGGGUUUUGAAGUGAAGCCAUACAGUAUCAAGCACGAAUAUGAGGGGAAAUGGGCUGAGGAUAAGACACGUUUAACUACCUGUGAUCCUCAUACUAAGCGUACUGUUAUCAAUUCAAACACUCCCCAGGAAGUGGAUGACAAAAAGGAGAUUGUUUUCACUUAUGACGUUGAUUUCCAGGAGAGUGAUGUGAAGUGGGCGUCAAGAUGGGAUGCAUAUCUUCUGAUGAGUGAUGAUCAAAUCCACUGGUUUUCAAUCGUCAACUCCUUGAUGAUUGUUCUCUUCCUCUCCGGCAUGGUAGCAAUGAUCAUGCUGAGGACACUUUACCGUGACAUCUCCAAGUACAAUGAACUAGAGACCCAAGAAGAGGCUCAAGAAGAAACUGGAUGGAAACUCGUCCAUGGUGAUGUUUUCAGGCCACCAAUGAGCUCGGAACUACUCUGCGUCUAUGUGGGAACUGGUGUCCAGUUCUUCUGCAUGAUCCUUGUCACAAUGCUCUUUGCCAUUCUUGGUUUCCUCUCCCCAUCUAACCGAGGUGGCCUCAUGACAGCCAUGCUUUUGCUCUGGGUCUUCAUGGGCCUGUUUGCCGGGUACGCAUCUUCCCGACUAUACAAGCUAUUCAAAGGCACUGAAUGGAAGAAGAUUGCACUCCGAACAGCAAUCAUGUUCCCUGGGAUCGUCUCUGCCAUCUUCUUCGUCUUGAAUGCUCUCAUAUGGGGCCAGAAGUCAUCCGGAGCUGUCCCCUUCGGCACAAUGUUUGCCUUGGUGUUCUUGUGGUUCGGCAUCUCGGUCCCACUAGUCUUUGUGGGGAGCUACAUCGGGUUCAAGAAGACAGCUUUGGAGGAUCCUGUGAAGACCAACAAGAUCCCCAGACAGAUUCCGGAGCAAGCUUGGUACAUGAACCCCGCCUUCUCGAUCCUGAUCGGUGGGAUACUCCCAUUCGGAGCCGUCUUCAUCGAGCUGUUCUUCAUCCUCACCUCUAUAUGGCUGAACCAGUUCUACUACAUCUUCGGAUUCCUCUUCUUGGUGUUCAUCAUCCUCAUCAUCACCUGUGCUGAGAUCACCGUCGUGCUCUGCUACUUCCAGCUCUGCAGCGAGGACUAUCUGUGGUGGUGGAGAUCGUACCUCACCUCAGGAUCUUCUGCAGUGUACCUUUUCCUGUAUGCCACAUUCUACUUCUUCACCAAGCUCGAAAUCACGAAGCUCGUCUCUGGAGCGUUGUACUUCGGCUACAUGCUGAUCGCUUCGUAUGCGUUCUUUGUGCUGACUGGCACCAUCGGUUUCUAUGCGUGCUUCUGGUUCACGAGGCUCAUCUACUCAUCCGUGAAGAUUGAUUGAUUGAUUGAAUCAAUAAAUUUUCCUGGGUUUGCAGAGGGAUCAUUCUGUGGUCCCGUUCCUUUCUUUUGAAGCCAAACAGGGUAAGAUUCACAAUUUAGUAGAUAAAAUUGUUAUCAGGUGUAAAACUCUUGUUGCUCAUUUUUGUAUUGAGACAAUGCCGUCGAGAUUAUGAUGUAAUGGCCCUUUUCAUUGUUCACCUUCGUUCUCCUCUGUGGUGCGGCUGCCAUUUGAUUGGUAUACAAAUGAAUGUUGAACCGUUGA
This is a messenger RNA of Linum trigynum, 7164 nucleotides long. The record is from the annotation of a GenBank genome assembly. Lineage: Eukaryota; Viridiplantae; Streptophyta; Magnoliopsida; Malpighiales; Linaceae.